ACAGCAUCUUUUUCCCUCACAACCCCCAAAACCCACAAUGGAAAUAACAGAGCUACCAAAACCCUCACCACCACCACCGUGCUGGAGCAACAUCUUAAAACAAAAACAACAACCAUCAUCAGAAAACCCCACCAACCACAAUGAUCCAUCGCAAUCCACCGUUUUAAAUCUCGUCGGCAGCUGCAAAUCAACCAAAGGCAUCGCCGUCGCUGUGGUGGAUGCAAAUGCAAUCAUACAAGGCGGUGAACAGCUUCAUAGCUCUGCCGAUAAGUUUGUUUCGGUUUCUGAUGUUAUUCGAGAAAUUAGAGAUCCUACUUCUCGUCAUAGACUUAAUUUGUUGCCCUUUACUGUUGAUAUUAUGGAACCUUCCCCUGAAUCUAUCAAAAAAGUUAUUAGCUUUGCAAGGGCAACCGGAGAUCUACAAACACUGUCAGAUGUUGAUCUUAAACUCAUUGCUUUGACUUAUACCUUGGAAUCUCAAAUUCAUGGAACUAGCCAUCUCCGGGAUGCCCCUCCCCCUAUUCGUACGGUUAAUGUGAGGAGGCUUCCGGAGAAAGAGUUGCCUGGAUGGGGGUCCAAUGUUCCUAACUUGGCCCAAUGGGAAGCAUUGGAACAUCUAAAUGGAGAUGGUUCAGGAGCUGCCUCAAGAAUUCUUCCUCUGAAUGUUUUGGAUCUGAAUGCCAUGCCUGGAGAGAAGGAUCAAACUAAUGAAGAUUCUGCAUCAGCAAAUGGAUCUGAGGCACAAUAUAAUGAUGAUGCUGCUUUUGGUAAACCUCGAAAAUAUUUGCCUAAAAAGAAAGAAGUUGUAAUUGAAGGGAAAAAGAUGGUGGCAGAUGGAAUUGAUGCAUCUCAGGGGCAGAUUGAUGAUAAUGCAGAUGAUUGGCUCCCUGCUGUGAGUCGAAGCACUCAUAGGAGGUUUAUGAGGAGAAAGGCUAGACGUGAAAUGGCUGAGGCGGCAACUGAAAGAGAAAUUCAGAAUGACGCAAAUGCACAAAUUGAAAAUGAAGAAAAUCUUGAUGAUACGAAGUUACCAGAUUUGAUCUAUGAAAAUUCCGAUGAAUCACUUGUAAAAGAAAAGGUGACUGGUGGAGAAGAUGUAUCAACAAUUCUGGGUAAAAUGAGGCUUGAAGAAGACUCGGAAAAGGCUUUUGAAAAUGGUGAACAGAACGAGACUGAAGAUGUGAAUGAAGCGUUGGAACACUUGGAUAUGACUAGUGAGACUAAUGAAAGUGUUGAUACAUCAUAUGUGGAUGAUGACAGUAGUGAGCAAAGUUGGAUGUUAAGAUCACUUUCUGAGUCGAGUGUUGCUUGUGUUACUGGUGAUUUUGCAAUGCAGAAUGUUAUUCUGCAAAUGGGUUUACGGCUAGUUGCACCAGGAGGAAUGCAAAUACGUGAGCUGCAUAGGUGGAUAUUGAAAUGUCAUGCUUGCUUUAAGGUGACAAUGGAGAUUGGUAGGAUAUUUUGUCCAAGUUGUGGGAAUGGAGGCACAUUAAGAAAAGUAGCUGUUACCGUUGGUGAAAAUGGAGCUCUUAUUGCAGCUCGCCGACCACGUGUAUCUGUACGGGGCACUAAGUUUUCAUUACCUCUGCCACAAGGUGGAAGGGACGCCAUUACCAAGAAUCCGAUUCUACGUGAGGAUCAAAUUCCACAGAAGUUCAUGCAACCCAAGACAAAAAAGAAGAAUAAACAGGCUGAUGACAUCUUUGCUACAAAUGAAAUGUUUACUCACCAUUCAGAGAAGCGGGCUCCUUUUCAACCACCAGUAAGGAAAGCACUAGCAGUUUUUAGUGGCAGGAGGAAUCCGAAUGACAAUCACUAUUCUCGUUCGAAGCAUUAGAGUUGUCCUCAUAAAUUUUGCAAUAUGUAUAUUGCUUAAGGUUGUGUUCUAAGACUUGAGUCCCAUGGGCAUUUGAACUUGAGUGCAGUUUUGUUUUCAUUUCUUUUGGUUUAUUACUUUACUGGAUAAAACUAUCAGUCGUUGGUCCCAGAGUCCCAUGGGCAUAUUUUAACUUUAGUGCAUAGUUUUUAUCUUUCAUGGUUCA
Molecule: messenger RNA, 2042 nt
Organism: Erigeron canadensis
Lineage: Eukaryota; Viridiplantae; Streptophyta; Magnoliopsida; Asterales; Asteraceae
Product: RNA-binding NOB1-like protein
Exons: 5
Coding region: 38-1837 (599 amino acids)
Biological process (GO): ribosomal small subunit biogenesis; maturation of SSU-rRNA
Cellular component (GO): preribosome, small subunit precursor
Molecular function (GO): RNA endonuclease activity
Source: RefSeq, a predicted model, not a curated record